GCUUUGAAUAUUGAACAAACAUUCCCCAAAAACAUAUCUAAAACUGUAACGAAUAUUUUCAUAUUGUACGGGGAAACAGAAACUAAAAUGGAUUUUCAAAAUCAGGAGAGUUCAAUAAUUGAAUCUAGCAGCUCAGCAGAUUCUAGCGUAGAAAAUUUUACCAAAGAUAAUGCUGUAUAUGCCCAAGAUGUGGACAAACCGGCUGCUGGUACAUCCUCAUGCAGCAUUAUAAGUGACUUUGCACAUCUUCGCCCACGAGGUGGACUGCGUGGCAAGUCAUAUUGGCGCGACGUGAUUGACGAGGUGGAGUUUGCAGUGCACUGCGUUUCGGAGCCUCGCUUACCUGUAAUCGACUACUCACUGGUCCUGCCGCCACAUCUACGCGAACGAGUAAAGCAGAUACAAGCCUACGAUUACUCAACUUCAGAUGAUGUUGUUUUUAUUCGGGACGAGAUGCGCGAGGAGCGGCCGCACGACUAUCAGAUAGCGAGUGAGGACAGUCGAGAGGAAGAAGGAGCUCCCCUUAUAACGGACCGCAAGAAAGUGGAAGAACACUUUAGCGAAAGCCAGCACUCGGACAUAGUGCGCAUGGAUCAUGAAUUCGAAAAGUUCGAUCUUAGGUUAGAUGAACCAGUAGGCCACACCCAUCGUAGUGUCGACAAGACUAGCUGGUAUGCAAAGUUUUUGUGUGCCUCUCGAGAGGAGCGUGUCUGUUGGGACUCUCGAGUGGAACGAUCCAAAGCAGGCGAUUCUGCGUACACGCUUGACGAACAGGCAGAGAAUCUAAUGGAUGCGUCUGCCGAACGGUUCAUUCAGUGGCUCAAUUCUAUCGGUACAAUGGACACGUCUAUGACACCAGAGAAGGUAAAAAAUUUAUUUUCCAUCAAAGGCGAUCGUACGCUCCUUGCGUCGGUCAAAACGGAUCCUAAGGAGGUGAACGCCAUAGCACAGACAGUUGCCGACAAGUGGAACAAGCCUCAUAUGGCAAUCGAGCUUAAGUACGAGAAACACAUCAAUAACCAUGCAAUGCGCGAGACAAAAAAGCCGCUUCUUAGCGCCUUUGGUCGCACUGUACCUCAAAAGGAUCGACCUUGGAUCAAGCGCUCCGGCGAUAAGGUCAUCGAAACGGUCUACCCCAAUGAUCUUCUCACACGCGAGAAGAUAUUCAAAGGCAUUACCCAUCUUCGCAGCACCACUGCGCUUAUUGACUUUUACUUAAACAAUCCAAAAUUGGCACGCCCUCUUUACUUACUCGAGGGCGGAGACUUCCAAGAAAUGAAAACAAGCGAAUCGGUGAUGGAAAUACCGCUUUACGAGCAUCUGGGACUGCGCUACUAACAGCAGACUCCGAUCUAAUUUAACUAAUUACUUUUUUGAUGGCUACAGAAAAUCAAUUAAGAUUAAAUCAAAUUUAUAGUUUCAUGCAAGUACAAGAACUUAGUUAAUGUUAAAAAUAAGUAGUUAAAUGCGAACAGACAAAAAUAUAUCAACUUGGA
Messenger RNA from Drosophila hydei, 1496 nucleotides. RefSeq lists its product as uncharacterized. The record is from RefSeq and is a predicted model, not a curated record. The transcript is spliced from 4 exons. Lineage: Eukaryota; Metazoa; Arthropoda; Insecta; Diptera; Drosophilidae. Bases 88 to 1338 code for a protein of 416 amino acids.